Amyelois transitella is the source of this 1636-nucleotide messenger RNA. Its product is annotated as PAT complex subunit CCDC47. Lineage: Eukaryota; Metazoa; Arthropoda; Insecta; Lepidoptera; Pyralidae. The record is from RefSeq and is a predicted model, not a curated record. Gene Ontology annotation, biological process: endoplasmic reticulum calcium ion homeostasis. Gene Ontology annotation, cellular component: endoplasmic reticulum. Bases 157 to 1542 code for a protein of 461 amino acids. The transcript is spliced from 11 exons. Gene Ontology annotation, molecular function: calcium ion binding.
UUCAACAAAUUCCUCCUUUCCUUUGACGUUGACGUUUUUGUGUAAUUUGAUAAGUCGUGGUGGUAGAGAACUAAGAUUUUUUUAUUAAUUAAGUUAUUUCUAUGAAAUAAUUAAUGAAACGCAAUAAAUAUUAAAUAAGAUUAUUUAAGCAUCAAGAUGCGAUUCCAGUUAUUUACAUUAGUGCUGCUAUUGUGCAGUGCACUAGUCACGCAAGCAUACGAGGACAGCACGCUCGAAGACGAUGACUUUGCGGAGUUUGAACAGUUUGAUGAUGAGGUCACUGUUAAUGACUUCAGUGAUGAUGUCAAAGAAGUGCCAGCUCAGAAGCCUAAAGAACAAUUCGAGAUGGCUGACGAUGCUGCAGACGACAUUCUAGUUGAGGAGGAAGACAAUGAGUUUGAACACUUUCAAGAUCCAGAGGAGUUUGAAGGAUUCCCGGACAGCACUCCUCCACGAAGCUCGGAGCAACCAAAGAUUACUAUUUCUAAGGUUCCUAUAAUAGUGCGCCCGCGCUGGGACGCCUACUGGCUGGAAGGUAUACUGUGCUGCCUUCUGGCUGCGUACGCGCUGGCCUACGUGGUGGGUCGCGCCAAGAACACAUCGAUCGCCACCAACUUCCUGAAGCUACAUAAACCAUUGUUAGAUGAAAAUUUCACGUUAGUUGGUGAAACUGGUUUAGACGUGGUGGGCGGCGCGGACGAGCGCGGCUGGCGGCGGGAGGCGGAGCAUUGCUUCACGAUGUGGUGCAGCGGCCGGCUGUGCUGCGAGGGCAUGCUGCUCACGCUCAAGCUCAUCAAGCGUCAAGAUCUAGUCCACGUAUUACUAGGAGUCGUCAGACCUACUCCGGACACCCUCCUCAUCCGAGUGGAACUUAGCAGAGAUGACUCCGACCCGUUCGUGCUGUGUGUCGGGCAGAAGAAGAUCGUCACCAAGCUGGCUAAGGAGAUGCAGGAUUUGAGCGUUUUCUGCCCCGAGCGUCGUCCUGGCGAGAAACACGGCCUGCCGCCCUCCCUGUGCGUGGUGUCGGAGUGCGCCGAGGCGACCGGCGCCGUCCUCGACGCGAGAGUCACCGCCGCGCUGUCGCAGUACCACUCACACGUGCAGUACAUACACGUGUCCGAUCGCUACUGCGGCCCGCGACAGGUUGAAGAGCAAGCAGCAACGAAGCCGCCUGAAACGGAACGCGUCAUGUUGAUCAGCCUCGCCUUGGGACCCGACGGUGGUGGGGAUGAGGUCCGGCCGUUACUGUUACUGGUGUUCCACCUCCUGGAGAAGAUCAAGAGACUGCGGCUUAGCAAGGAGGCAUUAGCAAAAUGCGAGAAGCGUCGUUGGAAAGUGGCGGAGGCGUGGCUGCGCGGCGCACACGCAGCCAGACAGGAACAGGCCGCGGCGCGACGGGAGGAGAAGAGAAAGCAGGAGAAAGAGAAGAUUUUGGCGGAGGACGACCCUGAGAAGCAGCGUCGUUGGGAGUUGAAGGAACAAAAACGGGAGAAGAAACGCAAGACUCCCAAAAUGAAGCAGCUCAAGGUGAAAGCGAUGUGAAGCAAUCAGUCAAUGCAAUAUUUACAGUGUUUUUUUUAUUAUUUAAACUUAAGUGUUACCUACUCAUGAUUGCAAAUAAAUGGUUUUAAGUUCA